This is a messenger RNA of Xenia sp. Carnegie-2017, 778 nucleotides long. RefSeq lists its product as uncharacterized. NCBI's taxonomy places the organism in Eukaryota, Metazoa, Cnidaria, Anthozoa, Malacalcyonacea, Xeniidae. The record is from RefSeq and is a predicted model, not a curated record. Gene Ontology annotation, molecular function: oligosaccharide binding. The coding region runs from base 134 to 778 and encodes 214 amino acids. The transcript has 3 exons.
CAUGGGUUAAAAUGAGCAAGUGCAUCAAGAAACAUACACAUCCUUCAAGGUAUCAUUAAGGAGCAUCAACAUCCUUUUACAAAGAAAGACCGUGGAAAAGAAACAUUCUUGUGCAUAAAGUCAAAUUAAAGAAAUGAAAUUGUCAUUGAUCUUAACGUCAACAUUAUUGAUGUUGACUUAUGUCAAAGCAAACUCGCAAGAGGAAGCAAAUGAUGAUAUCUAUGAAACAUGCCAAACAAGUCAGUAUGGGACGUACAAAGUUGCCCUUCGAUUCUGUGACAGAGGAUAUUGGCGCACAACUGGUCAAAAGAAAACUAAUAGUGGUCAUCUAAAAACUUCUCAUGGUUGUGUGAAAACUUCUAAUAGUACCAAAAAUGGUAUUUUCACAAAAUUAGCUACUUUUAAUGGAACAUCUUGCAAAGAUAUCUUAACGAAAUAUCCAUCUGCCACCUCUAGAGUCUAUUGGAUCAACGUCACCGAUCAUCAGCCGAUUAAAGUAUAUUGCGAAAUGGAGACACAAGGAGGAGGCUGGACCUUAGUUUAUAGUUACACUUUCACACACUAUCAAGGAUUUGGAUUAACACGGAAUGCCGUAACGCCUCGACCUAACUGGCCGGCAAGUGGUGCUACGGUUGCAGUAUCAACGACUCCGCCAUUAAAUGAAUCGUUAAAUGGAGCUGUAGAUUGGAAUCUUUGGAGGGAAAUUGGAAACGAGUUUAUGGUGACGUCAAAUAUUAAUGAUUGGAUUGUUUGUCAACCAAAACUGGAAGUUUGGUAA